Molecule: messenger RNA, 2234 nt
Organism: Trichomycterus rosablanca
Lineage: Eukaryota; Metazoa; Chordata; Actinopteri; Siluriformes; Trichomycteridae
Gene: tmem192
Product: transmembrane protein 192
Exons: 6
Coding region: 101-913 (270 amino acids)
Cellular component (GO): lysosomal membrane; late endosome
Source: RefSeq, a predicted model, not a curated record
UGCGAUUUGAACUGUUUUCUUAGCGUUUUAUUAAAUAUCGGACAUGUGAUAACGCUUUUAUGGGGUUAUUCUGAGCGUUUUGCUUCGUCCGUGGAGGAAUAUGGACUCCAAAAGAGUCCCAGCACAAACGGGUCAUGCAGAUUUCACCCAGAGCGUGGAAGACGAUCCUCUGAUCGAUGGGCCGCUCGUAUCCCGGGACUGUCUGGAGUCGGCCAUCAAGAGAGAGUUCCGAAAGCUGCCUACCUCCUGGAUCGCUGGUCUACUGGCGGUGGUACAUGCGGCGUACGUGGCCCUGUCGGUGGUCCUGGCGGCGCUGUGCUGGUUGACUGACGCCAGGUCGGCAGAGUGCAGCGCGGCGCUGAGCGGCGUGGACUCCAGGACCCUGGUGUUGCUGGGGAAGGUGCUGGUGUGGCUGCUCUUCUUCCUGUUCGAGAGGUGCGUCCAGCACCACCACGGUUCGGCCCGCAGGAGGGGAUACCUGCGCUUCUACAGGAGCACCAGCGGGGUCAAGCGACUGCCGCUGCUCGUGCACUCCGCAGGUAACGCAGCAGUGUUGGUGGUAGUCGCCCCCUCCACGAUGCUGGACGAAAGAGUGAAAAACCUCUCGGUGUAUCUCCUGCUGGCCGUCAUCUGUGUGGAACUGCUCGUCUCCAUCCUGUGCCUCCUCGUAUACUCAGUGCACGUGGUGAGGUUCAACGCCCAGCGCCCGGGCCCCGACGUCAGCGAAGAGGAACGGUCUCACGCCUACUCCGCCCACGCCAGCGCCACGCACACCGAGACCGGCUUCAGAGACGGCUCCAGUCUGGAGGACGUGGUGGAGAAGCAGGCCGACCUGAUCGAGUAUCUGAAGCAGCACAACACGCUGCUGAGCAAACGGAUCCUGGCGCUCAGCUCUCGACCAAUCAGAGACUGAGUACAGAGGGCUGAAAGUGACCCUCUAAUUCCUCUGUUUGCCCGGGUUUGUGUGUGUGUGUGUGUGUGUGUGUGUUUGUGUUUGCUGACCGACGGCGGUGGCCGUGCUCGACCGAUCACAGGGAUUUUGGCGGGAAAAGGAUCAUCGCCUCCCUCACCUCAGCGCUCUUCUAAUAACCUGUUAGACAUGGGUUGCCACGUCUCUUCAAACCCCCCUAAACACAUUCAGUGCUCUUCUGCUAGCUUCUCCAGUGAGACAUUGGUUGCCAUGUCUCUUCAAAUCCCCACAAAACACAUUCAGCGCCGGGCUGUUAACAUCGCCAGUGAGACAUUAGUUGCCAUUUCUCUUCAAAACCCCCCAAACAUGGUCAUUGCUUUUCUGAGAACUUCUCCACUGAGAUAUGGCAUUGGUUGCCAUGUCUCUCUAAAUCCCCACAAAAGACGUUCAGUGUAAAUUCUCCAGCGAGACAUCGGUUGCCACGUCUCUGCAAAUCCCCCUAAACACGUUCUGAUGACCUCUCCAGUGAGAAAUUGGUUGCCAUGUCUCUUCAAAUCCCCCCAAAAACAGUCUGAUAACUUUUCCAGUGAGACAUUGGUUGCCAUGUCUCUUUAUAUCCCUUGAAACACGUCCAGUGCUCCUCUGAUAGCAACCAAUGUCUCACUGGAGAAGUUAUGUUACUUGAAAUCCCCCCAUACACGUUCGGUGCUCUUCUGAUAACUUUUCCAGUGAGACAUUGGUUGCCAUGUCUCUCCAAAUCCCUCAAAAAAAGGUCCUUGUACUAUAAACGAGCACAAGUUUGCGGACAUCGCAUUGCACCAUACUAAAAAUCUUGUUUUCGGGGAGAUUUCGGAGCGCGUCUGUGAGGAUCUGUCAACCCGCACCCAUCAGACAAGGAGGCCGCUUCACAGUCGAUGCUCCGAUGGCUCGCCGGGCUUCAUGCAGGUCACUGGUGUCUUUAUGGACUUACUUUGUGCACAGGGUGUUAGUCACAGUAAACUGGGACAGGAAAAGGCCCUUCCCCAAACUGUACCCAGAAUUACUUCAUAUAGAUAUGCACAUGUUAUACAUACAUAUAUGUUUUCUUUAUAUAGUUAAAUUCAUCAUGAAACAUGAGAGGUAUCCACAUACUUUUGGACAUUAUUUGCUAUAUGGAAUAAUAGGUGGGGUGGGGCACUGUGGUGGAUUGGGACUCUGUACAGAAUAUUCCUGCUUUCGGCCCUGGAACCGGACCCACCGUGACCCUGACCAGAAUAUUUUACACGUUUGAUUGUCCUUUAAGCUGUGAAUCCUUUGUUUUUAAAUAAAACGUAUGAAAUAAUAA